Messenger RNA from Eriocheir sinensis (Chinese mitten crab), 5370 nucleotides. RefSeq names its product homeobox protein orthopedia-like. Bases 3226 to 4659 code for a protein of 477 amino acids. Gene Ontology annotation, molecular function: DNA-binding transcription factor activity, RNA polymerase II-specific; RNA polymerase II cis-regulatory region sequence-specific DNA binding. Lineage: Eukaryota; Metazoa; Arthropoda; Malacostraca; Decapoda; Varunidae. The record is from RefSeq and is a predicted model, not a curated record. Gene Ontology annotation, biological process: positive regulation of transcription by RNA polymerase II. The transcript has 4 exons.
AGCGGGGGCUCAAGGAAGGCAGCUGGCUCAUCAUAAAUUAAACGUGGACAAUUACUUGUAGCGAGUAGCGAAGGAUGUUUACGCUAUUCACUGAAAAGUCAAUACCAUACUCUGAUCGCGUAUGUCUCAAGUAAAACAACCCCAAAAAUAAGUAACGAAAACAUUGCAGUCAACGUAACAUUACACUCGGAAAAAUAUCGUUCUGACACAGGCUUAACCACAAACAAUGAUACUAACAAGUCUACAUAUUGGGAUAUUCUCCAUCUAUUUCAUGUCUUCCUCACUCACACUAAUACUACGCAAUGCCUCAAACACUGACUGGACAAGAGGAGCAAAAAGGAGCAACGAGAAGCGCGCAAGUACACCUUCUUUUGUCUUAUGUUUUGCUGUUGCGGGGUCGGCAGUAAUGGUUGGUGAAGUUCCGUGAUUAUUCAAGUUUUCUUCACUGUACUGCCAUUAUCGGGACUUCUGCAUAUACCAUUGUGUGCGUAAGUGAACAAAGAACACAUAGAACCAGUGAGUAUAAGUGAGAAUAGUUGCAUAGGGAGAAACAACAGGGAUAAGUGAAGGGAGGUUACAUGCUGGCGGGGUCUCGGGUCAUCCUCGCUGCCCUUCUUCCCUUCCUGCCCCGCCUCCGCCUCCUCCUUCUCCUCCCCCUCCCCCAGCGACUGACUGCACCUCACCAUCUUCACGCCAUGGACAGGCAAGCCCAGCGUCGCUCAAGGUAAGCAAGUCUCCUUCACCUGUCGGGACGCGAACUUUGUCGGCGAGUCUGUGGACGCCGAACAGCGCCGCCACGAUCAAUAUUUCCGUCUUGGAGGGAGACAGAGAGGAAGGUUCAAUUCAACAAAGGAGGGGAGAGACGGGCGAGAAAGAGAGACUGGCCGCGAUAAAUCUAGAUAAGCAGGAGGAUCGAGGGAGAGGGAGAGCUGAGGGAAAAAUUAAAUGGUGUUUUCCCGACCUUUGCGUACUCAAAAUAAUGUACUGAAGAGGCGAUUAGAAGAAGUCGAAGUUGCUGAAAAUAAUAGAGAAAGAUAGAAAUAGAGAACGGUACAGAGGCGCAUCCAGAUAGAGAAAGAAAUUAAGAGAUGGAAAGAGAUAAUGUAAAUAUUGUCGGCUUUUUUGAAUGCUUAUAGAAAUGCAAUGAGUAGUCGAAGUCGCUAAAGGUAUCCAGACAGACGAGGGUAACAAGAGAGGUAAUGGUAACGAGAGAGAUGAGUGAGGAAGAGACAAGCAGAGAACAAGCGUCGAUAAAGAGAGGCACCAAGAGAGAAGGAAGAAAGGAAGGAGCGAUCACCAGGCCUUUUGUAUGCCCAGACUAACAAACAGUGAGACCAAUGGCUUGUCUUAGUGGCUGAAGAACUAAACCCGCAAAGACAGACGAGUGAAGAAAACAGGAAGAGGAAAACCUAAACAAAACAAUGGAGGGAGAAAAGGACGAAAUAAAGGAUGAUCUGUAAGGCCUUUAAAUUCACGGGUAAUAAACAGAAUGAUGGAGGGAAAAAGACAAACGAGUGAGGAAGGAAACAAAAUGGAAAACCCAAAGAAUAAGUCGAAGGAGGGAAGGUAGAGAUAAGGGACGAUCGGGACCUUUGAAUGCUUAGUAAUAUACAGGAGGAUGGAGGGAUGAAGGUACAAGACAAUGAUCGACGCCUUUAAACGCUCAAGUAAUAAACGGUAAUUGCUUCGAGUAGUCGUCGUCGCGGCUCGGAGGGAACAGUAACAGAGGAACCAGUAGCAGCGUGUCCCCCUUGCGGCCCUCCAGACACUGAUAUCCUUCGCGGGACGCCUAGUUACGGGGGCUUACAGGGGACAAACGUGCGUUCAGACCCCCGCUGACGCCGCCCCCCGUCCCCAGACCCCCGCCCCCUGUGCCUCCUCCUCCUUCUCCUGCUCCUGCUCUUCCCCAAGCCUCUCGUAGGUCCCCUGAGAGCGCCCCAGCGUCGGGAUGGCGUGCGUAUAUUGAUCGGUAGGGGCGAGGGUAACACACACACACACACACACACACACACACACACACAGACGACUCCCUCUUCUCCUCACUCACCAUCUUCUCAAAAACCAGCUCGACCUAUAAUGCCAGGCCGCUAGUGCUGCUCCUGCUUCGCUCCUUCCUUCCUGCCUCUUCCUUCCUCUUCCUCCUUCCUCACACCGCCGCUCUUCCUUCUCUCCUCUCCUUGCCCCCUGUUUCCCUCCUCGUCUUCCUCCUCUUCUUCCUCCUCCUCCUUCCUCCUCCUCCUCCUUCCCUGCCGCCCGCCAUCCGCCACUAAACUCCGUAACACCCUCGCUGACUCGCCAUAAUUCGUAAAUUUGAAUACAUCUCACAAAAGGCGUUGAUCUAAUUCCAUUCCAUCUCCCCGCCCCUCCUUCACCGUCUCCUCUACCGCUUCCUCCUCCUCUUCCUCCUCUUCUUCUUCCUCCUCCUCCUGCUCCUCCUCCAGUAAAGCGAAACAUUAUUUCUUUAAGUCAAGGAAAUGAGGAAUUCUGGGAACGAGUGAUGUCGGAAGAAAGAGGGAACGAAUUGAGUGUCUCGCUAUCUUUCUAUCAGGAGGUGCGGCCCGGACGGCUGUGUCGGGCCUUUUCCAUCACCACCAUUGUGCCGAGACCUAAUGAGUUGUCACUACUCAAUUAUUUCUCCGGCGCCACAUAAUGCAGAAAAUUUCGUUCGGUCCCUCCAGCCCGACAUCUGGUCCCGGCAACUGUUUUCCCGGCCAAUUUUUCACGGAGGCCUCCUGAUAAAAGACCGUUUAGUGUCUGGGGGUUGUUGAUAUCAAUUUAUUUCCUUUGAUACACACAUAUAAUUUCAUUACGGUACAAAUCGCUUCAAUUGGGGCUCGAGUCAGCGCUUUCAUCUAACCAUUACUUGACAUGCUGGGCGCUGAUUGGUCAAGAGUAGAUGACGUCACGCCCUCCAGUCGAUAAACCACGCCCUUAUGAUAACAGACCCCGAGCGGGCCAAUCGUCGGGCCGCGCGGCGCCGUGGGGGCGGGGCGCGGCGGAGCGAGGGCAGGGGUCUGGCGUGAACAACUUGUAACACACAAGUCGCUGGUCUCGGCACGGCCAUUUGGCGCCACCAUGAGUAGCGGCGGGGCUUUACCUGGUGUCAUGGCCGCCCGGGUCAGUGUGGUGUGACGGACCGAUCCUGCCGCGUCUUGCCGUGACCUGCUGUGACCUUGUCGGGGCCCAGACUGACCCCAGUGCCCUGUGAGCGAGUGUCCGCGCCGCAUGGCCCUCACCACGGCGGAGCCCGGCGAGGUGGCGGCCCCGCUGCCCCGCGCCCACCACGCCCACGCCCUGGACCUGGACGCCCGUCACCGCCUCGCCUUCGACGCCAAGAGUCACCGGGACUUUGAGAAUUCCUUCAUCCCGGAGCGGAAGUACAGCUACCCCGAGGGCCCGUCGCAGGACACCAAGUUCUCCCUGGAGUCCGCCAAGCCCGCCACCGAGCUGGCCGUCGAGCUCAAGAGGUCUGAGGCCGCUGCCAAGGCCGCACUGGAGAGGUACGAGGCCGCUGGCGGAGGCGGCGGCGGCGGCGGCCCCGGGGUAGUCAGCGGCGGCGGGGCGGGCACUGGCGCCAUCACCGCCUCCUCCUGCCCUACGCACACCAUUGAUGCCAUUCUGGGCCUCCGCGCGCCCCUCAAAGGCUCGCCCUCGCCGCCACACCUGCACGGCCUCAACAACAACACGUCCACCAACAACAUGAACAUGGCGGCGGCGGCCUCCCCGGGCAGGGGCGGCGGCGUCGGCGGCGGCGGAGUGGGCGGCGGCCGCGAGGACGGCGCUGACACCGACGACUCGAGCACCGCCACGCCUCCAGAGGACGGUCGUGGGAUGGGCGGCGGCGGCGGCGGAGGAGGAGGCAGCGGGUGUGGCGGCGGCGGCGGAGCUGGAGACGGUCGAGGUGGCGGUGGCGGCGGUGGAGGCGAUGGCGGGCUCGGCGGAGAGGCUGGGUCGCAGGAUUUGGCCUCAGACGCGAAGAAGAAGCACCGCAGGAACCGCACGACCUUCACCACCUACCAGCUGCACGAACUGGAGCGAGCCUUCGAGAAGAGCCACUACCCCGACGUCUACUCCAGGGAGGAACUGGCACUCAAGGUCAACCUCCCCGAAGUGCGAGUACAGGUGUGGUUCCAGAACCGACGCGCCAAGUGGCGGCGGCAGGAGAAGAUGGAACAGGCGCAGCUGCGGCUCCACGAGCAGUCCAUGGGCCUACUGCACCGGCCGCCGGGACCCCCGGGGCCCCUCGACCACUUCUUCCCGCCGCUGCUGCCCGGCCUCCCGGGCCUCCAGGGCCUGCAGGGCACUAUGCCCUCCAUCCACGGCGGCCUCUCCGGCAUGGGCGGCUCGGUGCCCUCCCUGCCAGGAUUCCUCACCCACCCCCACGCCGCCUACCCGUCCUACCUCACCCCACCCACAUCGUCAGCCAUGGGCGUCGCCCCGCCGCCCCCACAGGCCAUAGCUGCCUCCACGGCACCGCCCACCUUCACCACGCCCCCGCUGCCCAUUUCACCACCGCUGCCCCCGCCCCCCAGCGCCCAGGACCGCUCCUCGUCCCCCAGCAGCCCCGAGGAGGACCUGCGCUCCUCCUCCAUCGUCGCCCUCAGACUGCGGGCCAAGGAGCACCUGGAGAGUCUGGUCAAGACCUCCGCCCUCGUCUGAACCUUCCCGCGCCCUUGCCCUCGUCCCGCCGACAGGCUGCCUCACCGGGCGGAGUCGCCGCCUCUCCCUGGCACGGGCUUGGAGACCCUUGGCCAGAACAAUGCACAGAUGAACCUUCAAAAGGCGAUUAUUCGUCGGGCCGACCCAGGGCAGCAUUAGGCGGGUUGACCCUGUGCCAAACGUGAACAUUUCGCCGGGGACACGAGUGACUUGUGCCUGUGUUGGCAGGAAGCAGAAAGAGGAAACUAUGUGUUGAUAAAAGACCUCCGUCACGAGGCCGCGGGAAAAACUUAUGAUGAACAAUUCCUGAGGCCGUGAAGGACGAACACUGAGGCGGCUCGUGUGUCUCGCCGGGCAACGCCGCCGCCUGGUGCAACUGCCGGCGCCCACGCGGUUCUCGCCACGGCGGCUCCGGUGCACGAGACAAAUUUCUUUUUCGUGUGCUCCUGAUUCCCUUUACUUCAUGUAUUUAUUUCCGGUGACGAGGACGGCGAGGCGAACAGUUGUCCUCGACAGUGACGGCGAGGAACGUGACAAACAAUCCAGAGGCGAGAAAAACUUUACACAACUCGUGAGAAAAAUCAGAUUUAAACGAAAAAAACGUUCCCGUGAAUACCCCGUUGUCCCCUCCCUGAAAGCUUUACUCCGCAGAUCCUGGUAACCAAUAGAUCAGAUGUAUCUUUAUGUUAAAUGUAUAUAUGGAAGAGACAA